AUGAAGUUUCGAUUGCCGAUUUGUCUGCUGCUCGUGUGCUUAGCCUGUCAGUGCUUGAUCGACGCCCGCGAGAUCCGCGAGGAUUACGAUGAUCUAGCCGUCGCGGCCUCCCAUCAUCACGAACAUCACGAGCACGGCGGCGGUGAAGAACACCACUCGGAUCAUCAUCACAAGCACGGUGAUCACGGCGAUAAAGGCUAUAAAUCCUCUCACCAUCACGAGAAAGGUGACAAGGGACACCACGACAAGGACGAGCACAAGGGACACUACGACGAAGAGGAAGGACACAAGAAGAGUCAUCAUCACGAAGAUGGUUAUUACGACGAGCACCAUAAAGGUGAGAAAGGAGAGAAGGGACACAAAUUCCACGAGGAAGGACAUUAUGGUAAAGGGCACAAAACCAAGGGACACCAUGAGGUCCAUAAGUUAGACGAGUUUAAGAAGGAUAAAGAAUUCUUCGACGAACAUCAUGAUUCCGGACAUCACGAAGAUCACGGUGGUCAUCAUCACGAGCACGAGCACGAGAAGGGCGGACACUUCAAGAAGGGACAUCACCACCAUGGAGAACACGAUGAUCAUUACGGUAAAAAGGGGCACCAUGAGAAAGGACAUCACCAUCACGAUCACAAGGGUCACAAGAGCGACGGUGGCCACGACGAGCAUCAUCAUCAUCAUUCUCACCACGGCAAGAAAGGAGGACACGAUGAUCACAAGUCGUGGGGCUUUAAGAAGGGUCAUUAA
Messenger RNA from Osmia bicornis bicornis, 741 nucleotides. RefSeq names its product histidine-rich glycoprotein-like. The transcript has a single exon. The record is from RefSeq and is a predicted model, not a curated record. Bases 1 to 741 code for a protein of 246 amino acids. NCBI's taxonomy places the organism in Eukaryota, Metazoa, Arthropoda, Insecta, Hymenoptera, Megachilidae.